This is a messenger RNA of Lasiosphaeria miniovina, 606 nucleotides long. RefSeq names its product PRELI-like family-domain-containing protein. Gene Ontology annotation, biological process: phospholipid transport. Gene Ontology annotation, molecular function: phosphatidic acid transfer activity. The transcript has a single exon. Gene Ontology annotation, cellular component: mitochondrial intermembrane space. Bases 1 to 606 code for a protein of 201 amino acids. The record is from RefSeq and is a predicted model, not a curated record. NCBI's taxonomy places the organism in Eukaryota, Fungi, Ascomycota, Sordariomycetes, Sordariales, Lasiosphaeriaceae.
AUGAAGGUGUUUUCCAACACGGAAACGUUCGACUACUCGUGGGAGGAGGUGUCGACGGCCAACUGGCGGAAGUAUUGCCCAUGGAACGACAAGUCGACGCACGUCGUGGCCGUGGAUACAGUUAGCAGGACGGUGGACCCGGCGACGGGCAUCCUGCGGACGGAGAGGCUCAUCACAUGUAAGCAGUCGGCGCCGGACUGGCUCAAGAGCGUGAUGGGCGGGUGCAUGGCGGAUGAGAGCCACGUGUUCGAGACGUCGUACGUCGACCCGGCCACGCGCACCGUCACCAUGGUGUCGGCCAACCUGACGUGGAGCAAUCUCAUCAACGUGGAGGAGACGGUCGUCUACCGGCCGCUCAACGAGCACCAGACGCAGUUCAAGCAGGAGGCCAAGAUAACGGCACUCUGCGGCGGCUGGCAGCGCAUCAAGAACAACAUCGAAGACUCGCUCGUCAAGCGCUUCCGCGAGAACGCCAUCAAGGGCAAGGAGGGCUUCGAGGCUGUCCUCGAGAUGAGCCGGCGCGUGUUCGCCGAGGAGCGCGAGCGCGAGAAGAUGAGUACGAUCCGCGCGCAGGCCAGCCACAUCCGGAUGGCCCACGCUUCUUAG